Malassezia restricta is the source of this 528-nucleotide messenger RNA. Its product is annotated as NADH dehydrogenase (ubiquinone) 1 alpha subcomplex subunit 2. The record is from RefSeq and is a predicted model, not a curated record. NCBI's taxonomy places the organism in Eukaryota, Fungi, Basidiomycota, Malasseziomycetes, Malasseziales, Malasseziaceae. Gene Ontology annotation, cellular component: membrane. The coding region runs from base 1 to 528 and encodes 175 amino acids. The transcript has a single exon. Gene Ontology annotation, biological process: mitochondrial respiratory chain complex I assembly.
AUGGUGUCCGAGGUGUGGCGUACCUUGUCGCGCAUCUUUCGGAUCGGUCGAGCAAGAUUUAUCGUGGGAUACGAUCUCAAUAAAAAUGUAUACUAUGAGCUGCCCUCGCUCCAUGGAGAUCCAAAGCGGACGAGGCGAUUGAUACAAUGGAACAAGGCCAUUGCAUACCCGAGCGACUUUAAUCCCAAAGACAUACCGAUUCAGUGGGAUGCCUGGAUGCGGCACACAAGAAAAUACCCGCCGACUAUUGAGGAACUUGUGCGAGAUCGCGAACGCCAAAUGAUUGUGCAGCACAAUGCGCGGGUAUUGGAGAUGCGCUACGAAGCCGAAAGGGCCCAGCUAGAAUCGGAGCGAGAGUCUGAUCAUGCUGAAGCCAUCCGGGCGCAGACGGAACGUGAGAUGCAUCGGAUCGAGUCUAUUCGGGCAAUGGAAACUUUCACAUCUGACCAGGACGUCGAUUCGCCGCCAUCGGAAAAAUCUGGCAUUCAAAGCGCCACCAUUCAGCCCUCGCGACGACGCGGUGGCUGA